Molecule: messenger RNA, 1494 nt
Organism: Alternaria ethzedia
Lineage: Eukaryota; Fungi; Ascomycota; Dothideomycetes; Pleosporales; Pleosporaceae
Exons: 1
Coding region: 1-1494 (497 amino acids)
Biological process (GO): carbohydrate metabolic process
Molecular function (GO): beta-glucosidase activity
Source: RefSeq, a predicted model, not a curated record
AUGUACUCUACGACAGUUGAACCGACGCCAGUACCAACCAGCGAGCUCAUCCUGCCACCACCUGAGCCACUGGUACCCCAGCAAUGCUACUCCUUCCCUGCAGACUUCAUGCUUGGCGUGGCGGCAUCAGCGGUUCAAAUCGAGGGAGCCGUCGCAGAUGAGGGACGGACACCCGUUCACAACGACGUUGCCGCGUUGAACAACCCGGGCCAAGCGCCGAACUGGAUCGCGAACGAACACUACUACUUGUACAAGCAAGACAUUGAACGAAUUGCUGCCAUGGGCAUCAAGUAUUACAGAUUCUCCAUUCCUUGGACGCGAAUUCUGCCUUUCAUCUUACCAGGCACACCAGUUAACAAGCAAGGUCUCUCGCACUACGACGAUCUUAUCAACUUCGUCUUGGAAAAAGGCAUGCACCCCGCUGUUAUGCUUUACCACAACGACUCUCCUUUCCAAUAUUUCAACAACAUCAGCGAUGUAUUUAUCAAGCCCGGAACCGGAGGUAUUGGCUAUCUGGACUCUUGUUUCCAAUGCAGCUACAAGAAUGUGUCGUGGGAGGAUGCUUUCGUCGAAUACGGAAAGAUUGUCAUGACACAUUUUGCUGACCGUGUGCCAAUCUGGUGGACCUUCAACGAGCCUCUCCUAGGUGCGCGGAACGGAAAGUCUAUUGAUGCUGUCAUCAAAGCUCAUGCAAGACUCUACCACUUCUACCACGAUGACAUUGGUGGAACUGGAAAGAUGUCGCUCACAUUCAACGACAACUUUGGCGUCCCACGCAACCCGGAUGACCCCGCUGACGUCGACGCUGCCAACCACUUCAACUCCUUCCAGCUAGCUACCUUUGCCAACCCUAUCUUCCUCGGAACAGACUACCCGGAAUCAUUCAAGAGUAGUGUUGACGACUACGUACCGUUGAGCCAAGAAGAUCUACAAUACAUCAACGGCACUGCAGACUUCUUCUCGAUCCAACCGUACACUGCCACAGUAGUCAGUCCACCACCGAAUGACACCAUCGCUGACUGCGCUGCCAACAUCACUCAUCCCCUCCGACCUUACUGCGUAACUCAGAGCACUCUCACCACCACUGGCUGGGACAUCGGAUACCGCAGUCAAUCAUAUGUCUAUCUGACACCCAGCUAUUUCCGCACCUACCUGAAUUAUCUCUGGAACACAUGGCGUUCUCCAGUGGCCGUCACUGAAUUCGGCUUCCCUGUUUUCGCCGAGGCGCAAAAAGAGCAAGCAGACCAGGAGUUCGACAGCCCAAGGAGCUGGUACUACCAGACGUAUCUGAACGAAGGCCUGAAGGCGAUCUGGGAAGACGGUGUCAAUUUCAUUGGCGCGUUUGCUUGGUCGUGGGCCGACAACUGGGAGUUUGGUGACUACGACCAGCAGUUUGGUAUCCAGACUGUGAACCGCACGACGCAAGUGCGAAGGUACAAGAAGAGCUUCUUUGACUACGUAGACUUUAUCGAGAGUAGGAGACAGGCGGCGUAG